AUGUUAACAAACAUUUUGGUAGUGCCGGUGACAGGAGUCGGACGCGGACACCUUUGUGAGCCAAAACAGCAGCAGCGGAAGGUGGGUGGCGCCGGUGCGGGGCGAGGUCGGGGGGAAAGUUGGUUUUCGAAAAAGGACAAGGCUAGCCUCCUGCAGGACCUGCAGCUGUUUCACGACCGGAGUUGGACGCAGUUUAUGCGGUUGCCGAAGAUCGGAGGUCGGUAUGUGGAUUUGCACCGGUUGUAUUCGGUGGUGGUAGCCAGGUGGACGAAAUUGAAGUUGAAGCAGAUUUACAUCCGCUUUUCGAACAUGUACGAUAAGGUAAAUUUUAACGAAGACCAGUUUACACCAUUUCUGAAUGGACCGUCUGUACGAAAGCCGCAAGUCCUGGAGUUGACGUACUCGGAUUACUGCCAGAGGUUGGAGCGAGAUCCGACGAAUUUGAUCAAGAACAUCUACCUGGAAUACCGAAGAAGUCACCGUGAUCUGGAACUAUCCGUUCAGGCGCUUUACUUCCCAGCCGGAAAACGUCGACUUCCCUUCCCAAAUCAACAACAAAUGGCCAACUCCUCCAAGCCUGUCCUGAUGAUGGCCGGCAACGAGACCACCCUGUUCUCUACAACGCUGUCGCGCUCCAAAAUGAAGGCCGCGAUGUUGCUGCCCAACAAAACGUCCAUCCGUAACCUGCUCAGCAUGGGGCCUUCGGACGUGACAGGUGGCGUACCGUAAGAAUCGGUUCAGCUUGGACGCGGAAGUUAGCCUACCAUAAGCAGAUGCGUUGAAUACAAAAAAAAAAAACGGAAGCAACUGUUUUAAUAUUAAAAUAUUGAAAUAAAAUCCAUCACAUUUUUCGAAAAUCAUCACUGUAAUGUUAAAUGUUAUUUAUUCAUGCCAUAAAAAGUUUCUUCUUAAAUUAAAAGCAAAAAACUUUUACCGAUACAACGAUUUUGUU
Molecule: messenger RNA, 952 nt
Organism: Culex pipiens pallens (northern house mosquito)
Lineage: Eukaryota; Metazoa; Arthropoda; Insecta; Diptera; Culicidae
Exons: 5
Coding region: 1-729 (242 amino acids)
Cellular component (GO): SWI/SNF superfamily-type complex
Molecular function (GO): DNA binding
Source: RefSeq, a predicted model, not a curated record